This is a messenger RNA of Dentiscutata erythropus, 143 nucleotides long. NCBI's taxonomy places the organism in Eukaryota, Fungi, Glomeromycota, Glomeromycetes, Diversisporales, Gigasporaceae. The record is from the annotation of a GenBank genome assembly.
AUAGUAAAGAAUUCAAGAAACCAUAUCAACAAUCUAAAAAAAAGAGCAGUAUCGUAAAGUCUUGUGAUAUCAAUAUUAGCUGCUUAACUGAUAAAAAAAAUAUAAACCUAAAAAAGAUGACUACAGAUUCAUUAGAGAAAAAG